UGUCGCACAGCGCGGCUCCUGCCGGGUAAAAGGUUGGCGCGUGACGCGCAAGAUGGCUGCGGAACCGAGCAGGGAGUGGAGUGAGGAGCAGCUCAGGAGUGACGAUCUGCCCAAAAAAGACAUUAUCAGAUUCUUACAGGACAAUGCGACUCAGUCGUUCCUUGCUGAGCAUAAACUUAUGGGAAAUAUAAAGAAUGUUGCAAAAACUGCGAAAAAGGAGGGCCUUGUUUUAGCCUACAACCAGUUGUUCGAGAGCAAGCGGUUUAAAGGCACAGAGCCGGAGAAGGAGGCGACGGACGAGGUGAAAGAGGUGAAAAGUGACAGCAAACCCAAAGAAAGCAAGGCGGAACCCGUCGAUGAGGGUCCUCCGAAAUAUACCAAGUCUGUCCUGAAGAAGGGAGACAAGGUAAACUUCCCCAAGAAAGGUGACACAGUGAGCUGCUGGUACACAGGCACCCUGGAGGACGGCACAGUGUUUGACACCAACAUCCCCUCAACGGCUCGCAAGAAGAAACAGAGCAAACCAUUGAGUUUCAAGGUCGGAACGGGACGCGUCAUUAGAGGGUGGGAUGAGGCUCUCCUGACCAUGAGCAAGGGGGAAACGGCAAAGGUGGAGAUUGAACCAGAGUGGGCAUAUGGGAAGAAGGGUCUGCCUGAGUCAAAAAUUCCACCAAAUGCAAAACUCAUUUUUGAGGUGGAACUUGUGUCCAUUGACUAAGAACAAGCCAAAGGAGAAAUUGAGCCAAGCCAGGAGUCAGACCUGUUCCUUGAGUGUGUGCCCGACCCACUUUGACUUCCAUCCAUGUUUGGAAAGCAGUGUUAAUAUAUCCAGUAUGCAAAAAAAACUGUACAUUUUCAAAUUUGCAUGUUUGGUAUGCUAAAUAAACCUGUUUUGAAUGCAA
Molecule: messenger RNA, 902 nt
Organism: Scleropages formosus (Asian bonytongue)
Lineage: Eukaryota; Metazoa; Chordata; Actinopteri; Osteoglossiformes; Osteoglossidae
Gene: fkbp3
Product: FKBP prolyl isomerase 3
Exons: 7
Coding region: 53-718 (221 amino acids)
Molecular function (GO): peptidyl-prolyl cis-trans isomerase activity
Source: RefSeq, a predicted model, not a curated record